AGCUCCCAGCAUUGGCUACGCGGUCUCUUCUCGCUCCACCACCACCAUCAACCAACCACCACCACAACCACCAACCAACCACCACCUCCACGUCCUUCUCCUCUUCCGGACGGUGGACGGAUGCCGCUACCAACACCACCACCACCAACAACAACAACAACCACCACCACCACCGUAGCGCCGUUCGUUAAGGAGUGAUGUGGCAUUGCGUGCAUCAGCGCGUGGCAGUCCAGAAGCAGCAGCAGAAGCAGCAGCAGCAGAAGCAGCAGCAGCAGAAGCAGCAGCAGCAGAAGCAGCAGAAGCAGCAGCAGCAGCAGCAGCAGAAGCAGCAGCAGCAGCAGCCACCGGUUCCAUCAGUCCAAGGCAACAGCCACCACCGCUGCUGCUGCCACGGUCACGCAGUGAUCCUGGCCGGCUGGCUGUGACGAGGAGGCCAGGGGUCACUGUGUGGGGGAGGUUUGGUUGGAGACGAGCGGCUGAGUGGUUUAUACCGCGGUGGCUUUACCGGCUCCCUGUGUGGCUACCGACAGAGCGAGCGAGGCGAGGCGAGGGGCAGAGAGAGAGACGAGACGAGAGGAAGAACGCGGGGGGAGGGGGGGGGGCAGGGUUUGGUUUGAUGGGAGCUUCGGCCCGCGCUGCGAAUUUUCAAUUCUGGGAGUCGAUCGAGCCGAGAUGUGAGAGCCGCCGAUGACCGAGCGAGUGACCGAGUGACCUUGCUGGUUGCCGAGCGUGGAGGCUGGUCGUGACCGGGACGGGAGAUUUAAAACCGAAGCCUUUGCUUAAUAAUAAAUGCAAAAAGUCGACUGCAACGAAGACUCGUGGGAUGAAGCGUGAAUAGUCGGACAGCUUCGGCAGGGCGAGCAGCAGCAGCAGCAGCCGCAGCAGCAGCAGCAGUAGCAGCAGCAGCAUGCCAGACUCACCGGUGGACGUGAAGGUUCCAGCUCGCUCCAGCGCCACACCUCCAGCCAUGCCUCCACCUCCUGCCGCAGUCGCCCAAGGAGCCCCGCGAGCCAGCACCUACACGCCCACCGCCAUGAUCAACGGUGGCUCCAGCCACUCUCCCACCGCUGCCUCUAUCGGAGGGUCUCCCUCGUCCCCUCCGCACGGCUACCACGGACCCUCUCCCUCGCCCUCGUCUGGGUCCUCGUCCUCCUCCUCUUCGCUGUCUUCAUCGUCGUCGUCGUCUGCGUCACUCUCCUUGUCCGCCGCGUCAACACUCGGGCAGCAGCAGCAGCACCACCAGUCACAGCAUCACCACCAUCACCACCACAACCACCACAGCAACCAGCAGCAGCAUCAUCAUCAGCAGCAGCAGCAUCAUCAUCAGCAGCAGCAGCAGCACCAUCAGCAGCCGGUGCCGGCGGCUUGCGGUGCCAGGCAGCUGAGCAAGUUGAAGAGAUUCCUGGCGACGCUGCAGCAGUUCGGCUCCGACAUCUCGCCCGAGAUCGGAGAGCGAGUGCGAGGAUUGGUGCUCGGACUCGUGAACUCGAGUGUGACCAUCGAGGAGUUCCACUCAAAGCUGCAGGAAGCAACCAACUUCCCGCUGAGGCCUUUCGUCAUCCCCUUCCUGAAGGCCAAUCUGCCGCUCCUCCAGCGCGAGCUGCUGCAAUGCGCGCGAACCGCCAAGCUGUCCCCGGCUCAAUACCUGGCGCAGAACCAGUUCCUGCUACUUGACGUGGGCAUCCCUCCUGCUCCUCCUGCUGCGCCGCUAGCGCCCGGCGCGGGAACCUCGUCCCACGGUGGCGGCACGAUGGCGGGAUCUCACAACCACCACCACCAGCACCACCACCAGCACCACCAGCAGCACCACCACCAGAACCACCACCAGCACCACCCACCGCACCACGGGACCGCAACGACGCCGCACCACCACCACCACCAGCAGCAGCAGCAGCAGCACCACCAGCAACAGCAUCAGCAGCAGUCACCGUCGCCCUUCGACUCUGCCGAGCCUCUACUGGAGGUCAACGAGAAUGGGAAGAGGAUUCUGAGUGACAGGGUCAGCCGGGAAAAUGGGCUGGGCCACGAUGCGCCGAGCAGCAAGCGCCUGUGCCCUCCGCUCGCUCCCCCACCGCCGUCCAUCGGCGGCGGCGGCAACGGGCCGCCUCUCAACGGCUCGUCCGCUUCCUCCCACAAUGCCCUGGCCGCUCUGGCCUCUCCCUGGCGCUGGCUCCUCCAGUUAGCCCCGAGUGGCGGCGGCGGCGGCGGCGCAGGGGUCGCGGGGUCGACGGCGCAGCGCCCGGCGUCGAGCGGAGGGGUCCACGGCCAGUCGGCGGUGGUGGGGCUGUCUCAGCCGGCGACGUUGUAUUCGCUGGGCGGCGGCGGCGGUGGCGGCGGGCACCACAGGCGGGCGGAGGAGAUGGCGCACGGAGGGAGGGCGGCACACAACAUCCCGCACGGAGGGGCGGCCAUGGCGGCCUCGCCGUCCGGGCUCUACCGGGACGCGGCGUGCGAGAUGCGGGAGCACCGGGAACGGCACCACUCGCUCGCCCUGCCCGUGUCACGUCCCGAAGAGGUGAUCGACCACCGCUUGACGGAGCGUGAGUGGGCCGAGGAGUGGAAACACCUCGACCACCUACUCUCCUGCAUCCUCGAGAUGGUGGAGAAGACGCGGCGCGCCAUCUCCGUCCUCCGCCGCUGCCAGGAGACCGACCGGCAGGAGCUGGCACGCUGGGUACGCCGCUGCUGCUCCGAGGAGGCCGCCGACCCUCCCGGCGCCGGCGCCAGUGCCGGCCCCGUCGGCAAGAAGAACGGCCUGGGCCAUGUCGCGGUCGGAGGCUCCGGCUCCACGCUCGGCUCCGGGUCCGUGUCCGGGAUUUCCAAGCAGCAGCAGCAGCAGCUGGCGCCGGUGGUGGCAGCCGUCUCGUCGGGCGGGCUGGCGUCGACCGCGUCGCUGCUUCUGCUGGACACGCACCAGGAAUUCUUGUCGAGGCCAGGAACGCGCUACAUGCCCGAAGAUAUCUGGAGAAAAGCAGAGGAGGCGGUGAACGAGGUGAAACGGCGGGCCAUGUCGGAGCUGCAGAAGGCCGUGUCGGACGCGGAGAGGCAGGCGCGCAGCACCAUCGAGGGGGAGCGCGCACGCAUGGAGCGGGCGCUCGCAGACGCCAAGCGGCAGGCGGCCAGUGACGCCAUCGCCAUCGUGGCGCGGCAGGACGACUCCAGCGAGAGCUGCUGGAACUGCGGCCGCAAGGCGAGCGAGACGUGCUCGGGUUGCAACACGGCACGCUACUGCGGCGCCUUCUGUCAACACAAGGACUGGGAGCGCCAUCACCACGUUUGCGGGCAGCGGCAGCAGCAGCAGCAACCACAAAAGGAACAACAUCGUCAUCAUCAGCGUCAUCAUCAGCAGCAACAACAACAGCCCAAGGUUGAACCAUCUCCACAACCCUCAGCUGACCUCAUCGUUCAAACGGCCGGAUCGGUCAAAGGAGGUGGAGGAGGAGGAGGCGGUAGCAGCAGCAGCGGCGGCGGCGGAGGUAGGGUUGGUGGUUCACCGGAUGAUGGGGUUAUCGCCGCCGCUGUCUCUGCCCCGCCGCCACCGCCACGACCCGACUCGCCGAUCGUGGUGGAGAGCGCAGCGGCGGCGUCUCGCUGAGUUGUGGGCUCCUUGGCCCCGUUCGCCCGCACGACGGCGGCGGCGGAGAACGAUGUCUGGCCCGCCCGCUGGGCCUACCGGGAAAUGAACUCGUUACGUUAUAAACAAACAAACAAACAGAAACCGCGUGCAGCAGGGUUGUUUUUGGUUUUUGUAAGGGCUUCAGCUUUUUCUUUUUUACACACUUCCGUUGAUUUGUUGAGGAGUAGAGAGAUGUUUCGUUGUUGUUGCUAUUGUUGUUGUGGAAUCUUGUUGCAUUCUAGGAAAGGCUCAGGCGGCUGUGGACAAGGCCUCGGCCUAGAUUUUGCAUUUCCAUGACAACGAAAAAUCCCCCUUCCCGACACU
Lethenteron reissneri (Far Eastern brook lamprey) is the source of this 3940-nucleotide messenger RNA. RefSeq names its product protein CBFA2T3-like. Gene Ontology annotation, cellular component: nucleus. The record is from RefSeq and is a predicted model, not a curated record. Gene Ontology annotation, molecular function: transcription corepressor activity. Lineage: Eukaryota; Metazoa; Chordata; Hyperoartia; Petromyzontiformes; Petromyzontidae. Gene Ontology annotation, biological process: negative regulation of DNA-templated transcription; DNA-templated transcription.